Messenger RNA from Tachyglossus aculeatus (Australian echidna), 7658 nucleotides. RefSeq names its product C2 domain containing 3 centriole elongation regulator (gene C2CD3). The transcript is spliced from 33 exons. Gene Ontology annotation, biological process: cilium assembly; centriole elongation. Bases 1 to 7053 code for a protein of 2350 amino acids. The record is from RefSeq and is a predicted model, not a curated record. Gene Ontology annotation, cellular component: centriole; centriolar satellite. Lineage: Eukaryota; Metazoa; Chordata; Mammalia; Monotremata; Tachyglossidae.
AUGAAGCGGCGGAAGGGCCCCGGCCUCGGCGCCGGCCGAGCGCCGAAAAAGACGGGUUUGAGUGAUGUUUCGCCUUCCACAAGCCUGCCUCCCCUUGUGGAAGGGCAUCUGCACUGCUUCCUGAAACUCACCAUUAGCGAAGUCCUGUGGAUGGUGAAGAAGCCUCCGUCUUGUGCUGACAUCCGCGUGCGGUGGUGGGGGGAGACGUCAGAUGGUACUCGGUUCUGUCCCAGAGAUUCUUCCCAAUCUGAGCAAAAAGCUGUAAGAACAACUACGCGCUAUGCCGUUCGCUGUGGCCCAAAGCAGUUUAGCGCCUAUCUGACAGAUAUGGCGAUCCUCGUCCUAGAAGUAUUCAGCAAACCUGACCACCUACCCAUUGGCAGCGUUCAGAUCAGCGGACUAUCCCAGCUCUCUCCAAACCAUCCGAUCGAUGGAUUCUUCACUAUUGUUUCACCAGCAUCUGAAAAGCUUGGGGAACUCCAGGUGUCGCUUGCGUUAGAGCCUCUGUCGGAAAUGUAUGGGAGCCGCGGCUCUCUCCCUGCCACGGAUGUGAGUGUGGAUGGGCCUCUGGCUGACCGGAGGCUCAGAGGGAAGGCCGAACCCAGCAAGACUCCGGUCCUGGUUCCAUCUCAGCCGUCUAGAUUUGCCACAACCAGUUCGGCCUUAAAAGAGUCCAUAAGCAGCAGCAGGGCCACAACUCCAAAGCAAAGGGAUUAUUUGUACGUCCAGGAGAUCAGUGACCCCACAAAGCGUCCUUUCUUUGGGCCGCCCCCACAACUGAGUUCAAGCCAGGCCGGAGAGGGAGGUACCCGCAAGCCCGCGCCUCCAGAGCAGCCGUCCCUCCCCACUCCCGCCGAACAUCCGACACCAACCGGCAGAGCCCCCGACUGGUGCGGUGGAUCCCGCGUCCCCUCCGGGACCAGUCCCGCCACCAAAGACCUCCUGUCAGCUCUUUUGGAACAGGGAAAUAAACUCCGAAAUGCCAUGGUGGUUUCUGCAAUGAAGUCCUGCGCAGACAUUGACGUGGACUUGCCCGAAGUUCAGCUUUCUUCAAAGAACAGCUCCUCCAAAGCAUCAGCCAAGGUGCCAGUGCCAUUCGGGGGCCUCUACAAAGACUUCAUUGUACCUGAAGCUGAAGUCCCCUUCCUCCCACCGGCUGAGGAUGGAUUUUGGGAACACGACCCGCAAGCGGAGGCUAAUGCAAUUCAGUUACUGCUGGGCAGUGUCGAGUUAGCACAUGGGCAUGGCUGGGCCGGAGUAGGCUCUCCUCCAAACUCACUUUCUCCCAAGAGCGAGCUGGAUUGCAACAGUGAGCUCAACGAUCCUCAGUAUGACCAGAGUCUGCUGGAGAACCUGUUUUACACGGCACCGAAAUCUGAUGUCAGUGUAAGCGAUUUCCUCAAUGAAGACGACGAUGACACGCCUUCUAAAAAAAUAGAAACGGGGGGGUUUUCCAGGUCCGUGAAUGGGCUGGACUCUAAAGACCGUGGCCAAAAGAAGAUGGCAGCAGGAAAGAAGCUCAGAAAUUUUCCUGUGGGACGGAAAGCCACCUCUGAAAUUCCAGAGGAAACCCAGCUGACAAUGCUAGGUGUGGAUAGGCUGGCACUCCUGGGUCGCAUACACUCAGCCAGAGUCAUCAUCGAAACGCUGAGCAUUCCUCCAGAUGGUGUUCCGGCAAGUCUGAGCCCAAAGAGCUGCAGUGGGAAACCACCCCGACCAACGGUAGCCAAAAAGCGCACUUUCUUCGUGGAAUACCGCUUUCCUGUAAGAUCCUCUAGAGAUGGAACAGGGCAGACUUCAGUGACCGUGGAGAUCGUCCAGCUAGCAUCAAGGAAAAUUGCAGGAGGAGUGGUGAAAUUCCAGCAGCGGUUUGUGUUUCCUGUCCAUUUUGAUGGAGCAAUGAUAGAACAUUGGUGGAACUCAUUCCUCACUUUCAAAAUUUUCCUAAGGAAAAAUACGGAGAAAAAGCCAGGGACGAUCGGGUCUGCCUCUCUUCCUCUGCGAGACAUCCUUCAGUCGGAACUGCUCUCUUUCAGCGGCGAGCUGCACGUGGUGGAGGAAGACGGCCAGGCACAGAUUGGACCCCUCAAGAUAUCCGUAGCCCUUGUAGUAAAUAACAAAGACUUCACGGAUGUCUCUGCUAAGUUGGUCAAUGAUCACCUGCAAAGCCCCGUAUGCCCUGAAACAAGUCCAGGAAAGAAGUCACUAGAAGCUGAGUGCGUUGUCGUAUGUGACCGGAGCCCUCAGACCCUGCCACAGAAACCUGAAGCAACUUCAGAAGAAUCACCCAAGUUCACCCCGAGUGUGUUUAAGCCCCCAUUCUCCGAGGCCAAAGCAACCUCCCACUGUCCCAGGGGCCAGCUGAGUGGUACAGCGGAAGAGAAUGGAUUGCUCUUACACGUCUUGUUGAUGGUGCCAGAUGGAAAAGACUUUCUCUCGGGGAGCUGUGAAAAGCAGAGGCCAUGCAAUGUGUAUUUAAAGUGCAAACUCUUUAACACAGAGGAAGCCACGAGGUCAAGUGUGGUCUGGGGCACAACCCAGCCAGCCUUUCAUUUUUCCCAGGUAACUCCAGUUUCUCUGAGCCCCAAACAUCUGGAAAGACUGAAGAACAACGUGAUGGUGAUUGAGGCUUGGAAUAAGGUGGGCAGAGCAGGGACGGACCAGCUGCUCGGCCUGGCGAAGCUCCCCCUCCAUCAGUUUUACCUGUCGUUCCGAGACCCCAAGAUUUCUCGGCUGCUGCUCAAGGCUCAGUACCCGGUGGUGGCCAUAGACAGCUACGUGCCAGUGAUUGAUAUCUUCACGGGCCACCAAAAUGGAAGCCUCAGAGUGCUUUUAGCCAUGGGUUCGGCUGAACAGGUCAUGGCACUGCAGAGGCUAAAGAACGAGGAGGAGACCCUUCCGUCCGAUCCCCAACGACCAGCCCAUUGUCUGGAUCGACCGCCGUCUCCCGUUACCACGGCAGAGUUUCAAAGAGAUGGGCUGGUGGAGCAUACAUUUGAGGUCCAUGUGGAGAAGGUGAAAGGACUUGCUCCACUCCAAUCGACCGUCUGGGGAGAAGCAGAUUGCUAUGUCCAGUACUAUUUUCCAGCUCAAGAAACGGACUCUAGUGUGUUGAAAGGGACCGAGUUAAUUGAAAGCGGCACUGUGUUGAAGCCCCGUCGCUCAGCAACCACGUUAUGCGUCCCUGAUCCCAUCUUCAAUGACAAGCAGCUCCACACUCUGCUGGUGCCCCCUGGGAUGCCUUUGCAAAGGAUCCUGCUCUGCGCCUUCUCCACGCCGGGUCAUGCCGCCGGCGUGGGAGUUCAGUUCGAGAUCUGGUGCAGAUACUACUACCCCAACGUCAGAGACCAGAUGGUGGCCAAAGCAACUUUACCAUUGUCCCGGCUCUGUGCCCUGGUGACCAUGCAGCACUCGGGGGAUGUGGGGAUCCAGACCUUCAGUCUUCCCUUGAUUCCCUGGACUGCCCACAUGGAAGGACUCCAGCCUCUGCCUUCAGGGGUGCUGGACGUGAGCCUGAGGUACAGGCAGUCGCUGAAAACAGCAGAGGGUGUCGUGGCCGCUCGAGCCGUCUUCAUUUCUGUGCACGUGCGCAGAGCCGCCGGUCUGCAAGCAGCGGCCAGAAGAGCAGCCGAAGAGACGCCCUCACUCCGGUCCAGCGCCGAGGUGGGCAUCAACGCUUCGGUGGCUGUGCACUUCUCCUUCCUGCCCAGAGGAGAGGUGCGCAGGACUUGCCCCGUGGCCCAGACUUUCUGCCCCGAGUUUGCCUAUCACCUCGAGUUUCCCUGUAACCUGGCGAUCCAGCGUGGGGGCGGAGAAACCUGUUUCCUGGCAGAACUCUUGGAGUUCGGUGAGGUGACCUUCUCCGUGUAUCACCAGGAGGCCAAGGCAGCUAAUGAGGCAUCCAGAAUGCAGCCCCCAAGAGAUUAUCUCCUCGGAGUCGUGAGGGUUCCAACAAGAGACCUGCUCAUCAGGAGAUCUGGGAUUUCCGGGUGGCAUCCAGUCACUUUGCCAGAGGAUGCAGCGCUGCCUUCCGGCACAGGCUCGUUGCACUCGGUCGUGGGUGGCCUGGAGCUCUCUGUGGCCUUUUCCCGUCGCGGUGACCGAGAGCGUGUGGUGGAUGCCGCUCGGCUGGCAGGCAGGAGCCGGGGGGAUGCCCCGGGCGGCGGCCUGGAUGGCAGCCUGGACGGGGGACCCCGGGGGCCCUGGGGCCCGGCGGCCCUGUCGGUCUGCACCCCGAAGGCCUGGCUGCCGGUCCACUGCCUGCUGCGAGCGGGCCAGAACCACGUCCCCCAGAACACCUACUGCUACCUGCGCUACAAGCUGUACGAUCAAGAAGGCUUCUGGACCCCGCUCGCGAAGCCCCGGGUCACAAGGGACCGGAGGCACGUCAGCUUGAGGUUCGAGGUGACGAGGAGCGUCCGAGUGACUAGGAGCCAGUCCUUGCUGUGGUAUUUCAGGGAGGAGCGCCUGGAAGUGCAGCUGUGGCACGCCCUGGGGGACGACAGCGGGGAGAGGCCCCGUGACACGGACCGCUGGAUCGGCUCCGCCUACGUGGACCUCUCCGAGCUCGGAGAGAGGCCGGCGCCGGUGCGGACCGUGUGCGGUGUUUACCCUCUGUUCAGGCGCAACGCUGACGACCUGUCUGGAGCCGCUGUCCGAGUUCGCGUCACUCUGACUUCCAGAGUCGACCCCAACAGUCCUGUCCUGGGGAGCGACUCUGCUGGAGACGGCAGUGACGGUGACUCCGAAGUGACCCCCAGCAGGGAUGUCCCGGCCUCCAAGAUCCUUGAUGUCCCAAAGGAUUGUGCAAGUCCAGAAAUGCCCUGUGGACCCCCAGCCCCAGAUCCAGCUUCAGCUCCAGCCCCAGCCCAUCUGGAAAGUACUUUUGCUGUCAACAUCCUUGUGGAAAGAGCACUGCAUCUAAGUUUAAAAGGGAGCCCUCUGACUGAACGAAGUGUUGCGUCUCCCAGUUGCUGUGUGUCUUUUGUCGCUGUGGAGGAGAGGUCCCCGAUCUAUACCCCGGUGGUUGAAAAUACAGACUCCCCAGUCUGGGACUUUGAGCAGCAAACAAGGUUACCCAAAGAACUUCUGCUGGACCCCCGGCAGGCCCUAGUCUUCAAAGUUUGGCACAAAACAGAUGUUGAGAGAGUGAUUGGUUUCGCCUCCGUGGACCUCUCGCCUCUACUGUCUGGCUUCCAGUUCAUCUGUGGCUGGUACAACAUCACCGACUUCAGCGGGCAGUGCCAAGGGCAGAUCAAGGUUGCCAUCUCCCCUCUCGAAAACAUAAGCCAUCUCAAGGAAGAGAGGCUCGCGAGGCCGGCACCCAAAGCUUCGGGAUCAGCAAGUCAACACUUUGGGACUCUGUUCCCUCAAGCCUUGACUGUACCUUGGCCUUCACUUCCCAGCUGUAUUUCUAGAGGCGUCGCAGACCCCUCGGCCCAGGGCGUUGGCUUCUCAGCCUCUAGUCAGAGCAGUCCUUCGAGAAGCCGAUCAGCACGUCGCGAAGAGCACAUUCAAAACGUUCGCCGAUUUCAUGAGUCCCUGCAGCAAGUGGAAGGGAGUGGUGCGCAUGGUGACAUCAGACUGGAAUCGCUGUCUCACUCAUCCCGCUCUUCACUCCGAGCCUCUCUCAGGAGAAACCUGAGGGAGUUGGACGAGAUUCAGCGCCACUUCAGCAGGAAGCUAGCCAAGCCUCCUCCUGGGCUCCAGGGUGGCCGUGAGACCCCGCGGGAGCGGCUGAGUCGGGAGGAGCCUCCUCCUGGGCACCACCGUGGCAGCAGCGCGCCCACACAGGGCUGGCCCGCAAGGGAGGAGCCGACCCCUGGGGCGGGAAGGAUCAGCCUGGACCCGGAAAGCCGCGGCAUUCUAGAGAAAUCCAGCCACCUGGUGUCUCACGUCAGCGCCCUGAUUACCGAUCUGCAGAAUAUGACCAAGGGUGUCCAAGACCCGGCAAGCCUUCAGCAAGGCACAGCAGUUGAGACUCUGCUGGGCGUACAGAGUCCGGCUGAUGGAGAAGAGAGAAAUGGCUGGCAGCAAGAGGAAGCGUCAGCCAGAAGCCCAAGGGGCCAAGUGCCCACACCUUCUCCGCCCCCUCUCCAUAGUGCACCGCCGUUGGGAGGUGGGCUGUUUGAGAUUCCGGACCAAGCAGUGACUGCACAAAGCCCUCCCCGGCUCACCCGAGGACCGAGCCAGCCCGAGGCAGUGCCGGCUUCCAGUGAGGAUGAGUAUGAAGAAGAAGAGAUCAUUGAGCCAAAGACCCUCAAUGAAAUAACAGCAGUGACUGAUAGGACCAGCCCCUGGUCCAGCAUCCUUUCAGAAGCCGAGAAGACUGCUGCUGCUGCUGCUGCUGCUGCUAUGGAGGGAAGGGGUGACCCCCUGCACCCCUCCAGAGCGGGUAGACAUGAGGGAAAUGACCCUCUGUCCAGACUCCAGCCAGAAGACUCCCCUAGUGGACUCAGUUCGGCCAGCUCAGGCGCUAGCCCCUGUACUGAGAUGGGCGGACUGGGCAGCACUGAGCCAGGAGUGGGUGACUUGUCAGAUGGUUGGGGAGCCCAGAAGAAAGAUAGGCCAGAGGCCCAGGCAGCGUCCAGCCCAUUGACUGGUUCUCCAGGGUGCUGCACCACUACCGAGGCCCCAGCUGCCUCGGAAACAGAACAGAGUUUCGUGUCCGGGAUCUGCGGUGCGACCCGGACAGAUGAUGAAUGGCAUGGAGGGCUGACCUCUCUCUCCUCCAGUGGUGAUGAAGGCUGCCCUAGUGCCCGACGGAAAAGGGGGCUUGCCAUCCGGAAGGAAACUUCAAGGCCUCAGAUCACGUUACCGGACCCGAUUGUGGUCCCCAACUUCUUCCUUCCAUCCCGACAGCUGGAAGCAUCUAUGAGGCUACUGGCCCUGUCUACAGCCCCGGAGGAGCUGAAAAGAAGCAAUCCUUCCGAGAGAACCCCGAAUUGGAGCCGCAGUCGCCCUAAACCCAGCCGGGCUCCUGCAGAUCUGCCUCAGCAGGAGGCCCGAAGAAUCGCCAAGAUAUUCUCUGGCCAGUAUUCCAAGGAAAACUAGGCAGACCUGCUUAGAGGAAGAAGGCUGGAGGAUUGGUGAGCAACCCGGCGGGGCCGGCGGCCUGGAGCUGAGGUCCCAGCGGGGGCUUUGCCGGAGAGGGAACUCGGGGGACCCUCAGCCUCGCCGGACCAACGCCGGAACCGGUGCCUCUCCCCCUACCUCCCCUCCAGAGGCAGCCCCCACUCAAGAACCUUCUCAUCUGGGCUGGUCCUGGGUGGAGGUAGAUCAGUCCCAGGCCAAGGAAGCUGGGCAGGGGGAGAGCCGGCUGGUCCUCAGGGACCGCAGUCCCGGCCCCAGGGGCAAGUCAAGCGAGGCUCUCUGGCCAGGGGAGGAAAUGGCUGCUAGUGACCCCCAAGCACUGUGCUUGGCUGGGCCAAAGACCCCACAAACACACAGUGCCCCCACCCCUGACCUAGCCCCUUGGGGAGGGUGGGGCCACAAUGGAAAUUCAUUUUUUACUAUCCCCUGGAGUCACUGUGGAGUAAAAAUCCACCCCUUCCUCCUCCACUUCAGGCAGUUGUCUUAAACUGAAACUGCACUUUUAAAUUAUUUUUUUAACAAAGUCAUCAGAAUUAUUUUCUCGUUUCAAUAAAGCUACGUUUGUA